UUAGAUCAGUACGUGACAAUUGUGGCAGGGACGGGGAAAUAAAACGCGAUUCGUUUGUACCGAACGAUCGUCACCGAUACCACUGUCGUACAUAAGCGUGGACGCAUCGUCGACGAAUCUCUUACGUGUUAUUUUGAACAUCCGUUUUCGCGAAAAAUCAUGAAAAUUAUUUGAUAGCACUUGCGCAAUUGUGAUCGCGGUAUACGGUGUAGGUACGUGAUACCAUCGGAUCGUUUUGGGAGCAGCAUCGAAUCUACGAGAGGAUAAUUUAUCGCUGCGGGAAACCCACUACGUAAUCGGAAGACUUGAAAAUUCUGGUCACAAUCGAUUGAGAGUUCGCCAAGAUGAGCACUACACGGGAACAGGCGGGACCAUCCAAGUCUUGGGAUUCCACUACAGAAGACAAAGAAAAGGAUAAUCGAACGUUUGAAUGUAACAUCUGCCUUGAUACUGCGAAGAAUUCGGUUAUCAGCAUGUGCGGUCACUUAUUUUGUUGGCCUUGUUUACAUCAAUGGUUGGAGACACGUCCAACAAGGCAAAUGUGUCCGGUGUGUAAAGCUGCUAUCAGCAAAGAUAAAGUUAUUCCAUUGUAUGGACGUGGAGAUACAAAACAAGAAGAUCCAAGGAAUAAUGUUCCUCCGCGUCCUGCUGGGCAGAGGACAGAGCCUGAAAACAAUAUUGGAUUCUCUAGCUUUGGAUUUGGCGAUGGUUCUUACAUGUCAUUUGGUAUUGGGACAUUCCCAUUUGCACUUCUUACAUCAACUUUCAGUUUUGGAGAAACACGACCAGGUGGAGCUCUUAGAGGAACACCACAGUAUGACGAAGAACAAUUUCUUUCGAGAGUAUUUCUGUGGGUAGCUUUUAUAUUUGUUUGUUGGCUCUUGAUGGCGUAACAUUUUGUUAAUCCAUAUUAUUUGCUUCAUAUCUUAUAAACCUAUACCACUUGCUGGAUGAAUUCAUUACAUUUUUAUUAAUACAUCGAUCUUUCCCCGUUUGUGUAAUCGUUGUUACUCACUGCAGUAACUGCACCUGCUUGAAUAAACAACUAGAUUUUGUUAUAGCUAUAAUAACACUUUUAUAUGUAAAUACACUUUAUUUUUAUUAUUUUCUGGGUAUAAAACAAACAUCUAUCUUAUUAUAAUUUUAAAGUUCAUAUAAUUUUUGACACAAGAGAUAAAACAAGUUUUCUUUAUUACACUUUUUAACAUUUAUAUUCAAGCAGGUCAUUUCCCUGAUUUCAGAAUUUACAAAGCCUGUUCUUAUGAUAUUUAUGUAUAUAAAUAUAUAUUUCACUUUUAGAAACGUAAGCCAUCUCCUUUAAACGAAAUAUACACAAUAAUUGAUUUGAGAAGGAAACCUAACAAACGUAGUGUUAUUGACCUACGCGGUCUUUGCUAAUAAUUAUUGAUAUAAACAGUGUAUAUAAUCUAGAUGUUAAGUCAAACCGAUACCAGAUGCAAAUGAUGCAAGUUAACACACGGCUAUACGAUAUACAGCAUACAGUACUGUAAUAUAUCGCUAUUAUAAAUGAAAGUUUAAGAACAUAAGUGUAGCUUAUUUAUUUUGUUGCUUUCAUAUUAAAAGUUAUAUAAUUGACUGGCAGAAUUUGCUCGCUAUGUGGAAUCACCUAUGAUGUCUAUCGAGUAUAAUGUGACGCAACACUCAAGUUUUAAAUAUUGAACAGUUCUAUAACUUUUACUAUAUUAGCAUUGCGGUUAUGGCAAUACGAAGAAGGAGAAGGCAAUUACUAAUGAACCUGUAAAUUAUGAUUAUAUGAUUAAAAGUAAAAUUCUUUCGCCUUUACGCUGGUUCAAUGUUUUAUCAGUCAUUUCAUGAAAUGGAAAUUGACAUUCCGUACAUAUUGUUGACACGGGAGAUUUAUUCACUUUUACAGAUAAAAUAUUUGUAACUGAACAUACUCCGUUUCACUUAUUAAAACGAUAUUAAUCAUAGAGUUCGCAUGAUUUGUAAUUUGUUUAAAAAUCAUACAUUGUAAAUUGUCUUACAAGUUUAUUUAAUAUGUUAUUGGUAGAAUAAAGUAAAUAUAAUAGUAAA
Messenger RNA from Ceratina calcarata, 2055 nucleotides. RefSeq names its product E3 ubiquitin-protein ligase RNF185. Bases 345 to 893 code for a protein of 182 amino acids. The transcript has 5 exons. Gene Ontology annotation, cellular component: endoplasmic reticulum. Gene Ontology annotation, molecular function: ubiquitin protein ligase activity. NCBI's taxonomy places the organism in Eukaryota, Metazoa, Arthropoda, Insecta, Hymenoptera, Apidae. Gene Ontology annotation, biological process: ubiquitin-dependent protein catabolic process. The record is from RefSeq and is a predicted model, not a curated record.